Molecule: messenger RNA, 3402 nt
Organism: Pistacia vera
Lineage: Eukaryota; Viridiplantae; Streptophyta; Magnoliopsida; Sapindales; Anacardiaceae
Product: protein-tyrosine-phosphatase MKP1-like
Exons: 2
Coding region: 383-2974 (863 amino acids)
Biological process (GO): protein dephosphorylation
Molecular function (GO): actin filament binding; protein tyrosine/serine/threonine phosphatase activity
Source: RefSeq, a predicted model, not a curated record
AACCCCUCACUCUGCUUUAGCUAUACAAACUGAUUCAUUCUUCACGUUAGAGUUCAGUUAAAGUAAGUCUUCCUUCAACAAUCUCAACCAUAAAUUAGCUUUUAACUUUUUGUUUUGGUAUGCAAUUUCUUUUUGUCUCUUUUGUUGGUCUAUGAUACUGAUUUUCCAGCUUCAGAUUUUACCGGGUCAUAUAUUCGUAUUUGAUUUUUCUUCUUAGAAAGAGAGAGAGUGGGUCAAGGGCUUUAGGUGAGAAAAGUGCAUGUAGACACUUCAUAUUCUUUAUUAUCAACACUAAAUUUUCAUGUGUUCAAUGGUAUUUCCUGGAAGAAUCAUUUAUUGGGUAUGAGUUUAAUUUCGUAGAAUUUUGUGAACUUCAAUUGAAAUGUUAGGAGAAGAGGGUAGUAAAGACCGCCCAGCCGGUGGCACCAAAAGAGCUUAUUUACGGUCCGUUUCUUGGAGUGACCGGUCGCCCACCAAGCCUAACCCCAACCCAAAACCACAAUCUAACAGUAAAGCACGGUCUUUUUUGCCCCCGCUAUCCAUAACCAGGCGGCCUGUUGAGGAGUGGCCAAGGGCCGGUUCUGAUGAUCUUGGUGUGUGGCCUAAUCCACAAACACCAAGAGGGUCAAUACAACCCUUGGAGAGUCCUAGUUCGGAACAGCCUGUGAGGGAAUUUCAAUUUAAGAGGGAUAAGCUUGCGUUUUUUGACAAGGAGUGCUCGAGGAUUGCUGAUCAUAUAUAUCUGGGGAGCGAUGCGGUGGCCAAGAAUCGUGAUAUUUUGAGGCGGAAUGGGAUUACUCAUGUGCUUAAUUGUGUUGGCUUUGUUUGUCCUGAAUAUUUCAAGAAUGAUCUUGUAUAUAAAACACUUUGGUUGCAAGAUAGUCCUUCAGAGGAUAUCACGAGCAUUCUCUAUGAUGUGUUUGAUUAUUUUGAAGAUGUUCGAGAGCAAGGUGGGCGGGUCUUUGUACACUGCUGCCAGGGAGUAUCAAGGUCAACUUCUCUGGUUAUUGCAUACCUCAUGUGGAGGGAAGGCCAGAGCUUUGAGGAUGCUUUUCAGUUCGUGAAGGCUGCCAGAGGAGUUACUAAUCCGAAUAUGGGUUUUGCUUGUCAACUUUUGCAGUGCCAGAAGCGGGUGCAUGCUGUCCCUGCCAGCCCUAAUUCCGUGCUUAGGAUUUACCGGAUGGCACCUCACUCUUCGUACGAUCCUCUUCAUCUUGUACCAAAAAUGUUAAACCACCCGACUGCCCAAAGAUUUGACUCUCGUGGGGCAUUCAUUGUUCAUGUUCCUUCUGCUAUAUAUGUGUGGAUAGGAAAGAAAUGCAACCAGGUUAUGUCAUAUAGUGCAAGGGAAGCUGCCAAUCAGGUCAUCCGAUAUGAAAGGGCUCAGGGUCCAAUUAUGAGCAUCCAAGAAGGGGACGAGCCCUUGGAAUUUUGGGAUGCUCUUGCUAGGGGACAACUCUUAGCAGAUGGUUCCAGUAAAAAGGAGGUUCAAGAUGAAGUAUCGUAUUCUGAGAAUGAUAAGGUCACUACAACAAUGCAUAUUGGGGCUGGUGAGAUGAAGGUUGAUGAAUAUGAUUUGGAUUUUGAACUUUUCCAUAAAGCACUGGCUGGUGGGGUUGUUCCGCCAUUUUCAGUAUCAACUACUGAAUCUGAAACUCGCCUCCCUGCUAGAGAGAAUGGGUGGUGCAGACUAAGACGUAAGUUUGCUAAUGGUGGUAUGAAAGAAUUUUUUGCAUCUUCCAAACUGAAAAGUGCCACUUCUUCAAUAAGUGAUGGAUCAAAUAUGAUAAUAGAUACUUGCAAAGAAUCAGAAGAUGCUGUUUCUCUUACUGAUUUUUCAUUACUGUCAUCACCACCUGGUUCACCAGAUUCCUUUGAUUGUUUCCCCAGUGGUAUCCCUGAUAGGAUAAGGGAUAAAGAAGUGGAAUGCUCUGUUCCCCAUUCUGGUCAUUUAUUUCCUCCAACACCUUCUCGUGGUUCACCACAUUCAUUUUCCUGUUCUCGGGGCAGCAGCCCACAUCUGGGCUCUAAGUCUCCUACCCUCUCACCUUCAACAUCUGAUUACUCCAGUUCCUUUACCUUUUCACCCUCAUCUUGCAAUUGGUCUGACUUUUCAUACUUGUCUUCUCGGCAGCCUUCACCUUCUGGCUUGGAAGCUACAGAUCCACUUUAUGGAAGAUAUGCUUCCUUGGCAGAUAAUUCAUAUUCACCAUGCGAAGAAACUCCACCUUCACCUUUAAAGUCAUUUUCUGGCGAUCAUAAAUUUAGAGCAGAAAGUGCUUGUUUGCCAUGUAAAGGGAUUUACCCAUCAAUUGCAGAGCGUAGAGGGAGUAAUCCUCCACCCCGCCUAUUGCCAUCUUCUGACAAACCAUCUUUAGUACCCAAGAACCUAGUAAGGUCAUGGUCCUUUUCUCUACCUGACUUGGAGCCUCAUGUGAUGAAGGAUAUGGAUGACAACCAAUUUGAUUACGAAGGCAAUAGAGAGGAGCUAAUGUUAGAUGUUGACAUCAUUAGUGUGGGCAAUGAUUCACAUAGCGAGGUUGAAAACGAGAAAGAGUAUGGUAAUGUUCAUCUACCAUCUAUUUCUAUGAUUAAUGAGGUUGCGGAAGUAACAACCCCAGUGUUGUACGAUUGGCCUUCUUUGAGUAAAGUGGAGAUGCAUUCCUCUCAUACCCUUGAUUCAAGAUCAGUGUAUAUUUUGUUGACUACAGAUGUGAGUUUGGGCACAAAUGAGCAUCGAAUUUUGUAUGUUUGGCUGGGGUGUGAAGCUUUGAAUCAAAAAGGGCAGAGACCAUUGAUCAGCGACAAUGGCAGUUGCAAGGAUGACCAUCUUCAAUUGGAGACAUUUAAUCGCAACAUUAUUAAUCAAAUGGGUUUGCCAGCCAAUGCUUCUGUAAAGAUAGUUAGAGAAGGCGAGGAGCCGGAGCAAUUCCUUAAGCAUCUCAACUGUUUCUCAUUUCAAAAGGGCAACUAGUAAGAUAGUCUGGAAAGUUCCUGAUUCUCCCAGAAGUUGGUUUGUGAUCUUUCUUAGCACCCUGGUAAACUGUUAGAAAGGAUAUUACAGCUUAGUAAAAGUAUUUAGGCAUCCCAGGCAGUAGAAAUGAACCAUAUCUGCUUGUGUGAUGUAUCCAGAAUUCAAGCUAUUACUACAACAAGCUGUGUACAUAAACAAGCCUGCUUACUGUAUAGGAACUAGAAGUAAAUAAUAUCCACUGGAUAAGUGAAUAAAAUCAUUUUACUACCCGUGUUUUCUUUCUUUGUCCUGGCAAAUCCAACACCGAAGGUGUUGCUCUCUGGGGUGCUUGAGAAUUAAAUUCGUUUUCUCCAAGAUAAGGUGAGAUUUGUUAUGCAUUGAUUUUUCUGAAUAUUUCCUUUGAUUUUGCAUGUCUGGUAGGCAAUGCU